This is a messenger RNA of Equus caballus (horse), 1316 nucleotides long. RefSeq names its product outer dense fiber of sperm tails 4 (gene ODF4). The record is from RefSeq and is a predicted model, not a curated record. NCBI's taxonomy places the organism in Eukaryota, Metazoa, Chordata, Mammalia, Perissodactyla, Equidae.
UCCUGCUGAAUGGCUGUUUUCUUUCCAGAUCCCAGGCCCAGUGGUGGCAAGUGCUCUGCCUGAUGAAAGUAUUUAAAAGAUGAGCGACAACUGAGCCUGGCAAAGGAAGGGGGAGAUGGGGUGGAGGAUAGAAAGGGAGACAGGGGGUGCUCAGGAUGGGGACAGGGGACUUUAGGGGCGAGUUCACUGGGUCAGGAGGAGAAAGCAAUGAGCAUCACAGGCCCGGAUAGGAAGGGGAGGGCUGGGAAGCAGGAUGAGGUGGAGGAUGGCCUGGGACAAGAUGAGGAGGUGCAGAACUCCCACUCUUACUCUGGCAGCAGCAGACAGUUGCCUAUGGAGCCCUGCAUGGAGCCUCGCAGGGACUCUGUGUUUCCUCCGCAAUGGAGAAUUACACACAGCUCCCGCCAGCUAGCGCAGGUGUUGGCCUCAGGGCUCAGCCUGAUCGCCUUCAUCCUGCUGCUGGUCAUGCUCUUCUCCAAGAAAUGGCUGUGCCUCUCUAAGAGCCGCUUCUACCAGCGCUGGCCCACAAAUGUUAGCAAGAGAAUCUACACGUCGGCCCAUUUAAUGUCCAUGGGGCCCCUACAGAUCUGCAAAUCCAAGAGCUGUUCCAACUCAGAGAAUGGGAAAGAUAGUUUUAAGCUGUGGACAAAUCACCCAGUCUUUUUGGUGGCCAAGAUAACCUUCGCCCUGGCUGUGGUGCUGGGCUUCGUCCUCACCAUCUGGUUGCACCUGCCAUACCUACCUGGUCUUCAGAGAUCUCCCUCCUUUGGCUGGACUGGGACUGUCAUGAGCUUCUGUGAAGUUACCUUCAUUUUCUCCACCUUGAUGUUGUUCCCUAUUAACAUCUGGCUGUUCGAGUUGAAGAGGAAUUUAUCAGUCCCCUUGGGCUGGAGCUAUUUCAUUGGUUGGCUGGUGUUUAUACUAUACAUCACCUGCGCGGUCCUCUGCUACUUCAACCAUAAAAGUUUCUGGCGUCUGAUUCUGAGCCGUUCCUCUGGUGCCGUGUCCUCCAGCAGCAGUUCCAGCUCAGAACUUUCAGUCCAGCAGUUCCAAGACUCUGUGAAUAAGCAGAUUGUCUCAAACACCUCUGUCAACCAGGAGGAAGUCCUGGAUCCUGAGCAAAAGAAGGCAUCUCUAUAAACUUUUCUGAACUCCUGACACCAAGUUCUGUCCAUUCGUCUGAAUCCCUCUCCUCAUCCUUCCACACAACGCUUGAGGAAUUAGAGAGGGAGUAUUUUAGGCCAGAUUUGCAUUCCUCUUCCUUGUUCCUGCCUUGCCUACAGCUUGUUUGAUGUGGAAUAAAUUGUCUCUCUCUC